GAAGCAGUGUGAGUGAGUAUUUUUCUGAGUUGUAGUUUUCCUAGUAAUUUUAGCUGUAAUUCCAGGUGUUGCUGUUCGAGAGAGCUUGUUGCGUUGAGGAAGGGGGAUGAAUAGAAGUAUUUGCCACCAUCUUCUCAACCAGUGCAAAACCAUAAGAGAGCUCCAAGGAAUCCAUGCCCAGGCCCUUGCCCAUGGCCUCCACCCCAGCCACCAAUCUGUUUCCUGUAAAAUCUUUCGGUCCUAUGCUGAAUUUGGCUGCGCCACCGAUGCGUGCAGGUUGUUCGAUGAAAUCCCCAACCCUGAUAUUGUUUCCUUCACGAGCCUCAUGUCCCUUCAUCUCCAGUUAGAUAACCACCAGAAAGCUUUAUCAGUGUUUUCACAUGCCAUUGCCUCUGGCCACAGACCUGACGGCUUUGCUGCUGUCGGUGCCCUCUCAGCCUCUGGUGGGUUAGGGGACCAACGUAUUGGUAGGGCGGUUCAUGGUCUGAUUUGUCAGUGUGGACUGGAUUCCGAAUUGGUCGUUUGUAAUGCUUUGAUUGACAUGUAUAGUAGAUGUGGGAAGUUUAAGCCUGCCCAAACCGUGUUUGAUAGAAUGCUUCGGAGAGACGAUAUCACUUGGGGUAGCAUGCUGUAUAGUUACAUCAAGUGUGCUGGUGUGGAUUCAGCUUUGCCGUUCUUUUAUCAGAUGCCUAUCAGGAGCACAGUUUCUUGGACAGCUUUGAUCACUGGUCAUGUUCAAGACAAGCAGCCUAUUCAAGGUCUUGAGCUAUUUGGUAGGAUGCUUUUGGAAGGCCACCGCCCUACUCAUAUUACAGUUGUAGGGGUGUUAUCAGCUUGUGCUGAUAUUGGUGCUUUGGAUCUUGGACGUGCCAUUCAUGGGUAUGGAAUAAAAUCUAAUGCAACUAUGAAUAUAAUUGUUAUAAAUGCUCUGAUUGAUAUGUAUGCAAAGAGUGGAAGCAUACAUAUGGCAUUUUCCGUAUUCGAAGAAGUCCAGAUGAAGGAUGCAUUCACAUGGACAACUAUGAUUUCAAGUUUCACUGUCCAGGGUGAUGGCAAGAAAGCUGUUGAGCUCUUUUGGGAUAUGCUAAGGUCUGGGACACCUCCAAAUAGUGUGACAUUUGUCUCAGUUUUGUCUGCAUGCAGCCAUGCUGGGUUAAUACAAGAAGGCAGGGAAUUAUUUCGUGAAAUGCGUGAAGUCUACCAUAUCGAUCCCCGGCUUGAGCACUAUGGAUGCAUGGUUGAUCUUUUAGGACGGGGUGGACUUCUAGAAGAAGCAGAAGCUCUAAUAGAUCAUAUGGAUGUGGAGCCUGAUAUUGUUAUCUGGAGGUCACUUCUUAGUGCAUGUCUAGCUCGAGGUAAUGAUAGGUUAGCUGAGAUCGCUGGAAAGGAAAUUAUAAGGAGAGAACCUGGGGAUGAUGGGGUUUAUGUACUUCUUUGGAACAUGUAUGCCUCGUCAAAUAGAUGGAAAGAAGCUCUAGAUAUGAGGAAGCAGAUGUUAAGCAAAAAAAUAUACAAAACACCAGGUUGCAGUUGGAUUGAAGUUGAUGGUGUUGUUCAUGAAUUCUUGGUAGAGGACAAGACACAUGAUUCUAGAAGGGAAAUUUAUGGCACCUUGGAAAACAUGGCUAGGCAUCUAAAGAUGGAUCCAGUACCAUUUCAAUUAGUGUUAACUGAUGGAGAACACAUGCCCUAGAAACAUUUAUUGUUCAUUUCUUUCCCUUUUGUUAAUGGCUAGGCACCAUGGCUUUGUUUUGAUUCGUUUGAUUAACCAAUUAGCUAUAGCCAGAUGUAAGAGUUUUUACAUAGUAUUUCAAUGAAAAUGCAGAAUUGUAGGUAGUUUUUCUAGAUGUCAUACUGUUUGUAAACCUGCAAAACUAUGCUAUAUUUAUAUUUUGUUUGUUCACUUGGCUGAAAGAAGAGUAAGACUGUAACUCUGUAAGUCGUCCCAGAUUCACUUAUGGACUUGAUUCUUUUCAUUUUACAGUUAUCUUGCUGACAGGAAAGCUACCUCUGAAUGUUUUAUUAGUCUUUGAAAAUCUUGUUUAUGUGUGUCAAAUUUCUAACUAUCU
Molecule: messenger RNA, 2069 nt
Organism: Oryza brachyantha (malo sina)
Lineage: Eukaryota; Viridiplantae; Streptophyta; Magnoliopsida; Poales; Poaceae
Product: pentatricopeptide repeat-containing protein At2g22410, mitochondrial-like
Exons: 1
Coding region: 107-1693 (528 amino acids)
Biological process (GO): RNA modification
Molecular function (GO): RNA binding; protein binding
Source: RefSeq, a predicted model, not a curated record